CGGAAGACUGCGCAUGUGCAUCGACUACCGAGCUCUUAACAAGCAGACCAUCAAGAAUAAAUAUCCAAUACCGCGAAUCGAUGACCUGCUUGACCAGCUUCGGGGAGCUACGGUAUUUUCCAAACUGGAUCUGCGGUCCGGAUACUGGCAGAUACGGAUGGCGGACAACUCUAUCCACAAAACUGCUUUCCGAACUCGGUACGGAUCGUACGAGUAUCUGGUAAUGCCAUUCGGACUCACCAACGCACCGGCAACGUUCCAAGCCGAAAUGAACCACAUUCUACGACCACUUUUGGACGAGUGCGUGGUGGUGUACCUGGACGACAUACUCAUCUACUCGCGCGACAUGAAGCAGCACGUCGAACACCCGCGACGCGUCUUCGAAAUUCUUCGACGAGAACGAUUCUACGUCAAACUGUCAAAGAGCGAAUUCGCCCUUGAAAAGGUCCAGUUCCUAGGACACACGGUGAGCGCUCAAGGAGUUCACGUCGACCCCAAGAAAAUCGAGGUCGUACGCACGUGGAAGACACCCGAGAACGGGAAGGUGUUGCAGCAGUUCCUAGGCUUCGCUAAUUACUACAACAGGUUCGUGCCACAGUAUGCAAAAAUCGCAGCACCACUCACGAAUCUGCUGAAGAAGAACACGCCCUACAAAUGGGAGCCGAAGCACCAGGAAGCCGUGGAGCAGCUGAAGCAAGCACUUACGUCCGCACCGGUACUCAUUUUGCCAGACCCCGAACGCGACUACGUCAUCGAAGCUGACGCCAGUGACCAAGCAGUGGGAGCAUUCUUGAUGCAAGAUCAAGGGAAUGGACUGCAACCAAUCGCUUACCUAAGUAAGAAACUGCACGGGGCAGAACUAAACUACCCGAUACACGACAAAGAGGCCCUGGCCAUCAUCAUCGCCUUCAAAGCGUGGAGAUGCUAUCUCGAAGGACGAAGAACAACCGUCUACACUGACCACUGCAGCCUGAAAUAUUUGAAGACACAACCCAACCUUUCCAGGCGGCAGGUCCGGUGGAUCGACUUCCUCGAGACACACUUCCACUACGACAUCGUGUACAAGCCCGGUCACAAGAACAAAGCAGACGCUCUUAGCCGGCCUGCCCACGUUGCCGCUAUUCAGCGACAUCUGCUACAGUGGGACAGUGACAUCGCGUACCGGAAAGGAUCAACGAAAGUCUGGGUACCCAAUUACCCUCCUUUGCGCCAGUUACUACUCGAAGAAUACCACGACGUCCUCUACGCCGGACACUUCGGUAGCAACAAGACGCUGACCGGUAUCGCAAAGCACUACUACUGGCCCCACUUAGCAGAAGAUGUCCAGAAAUUCGUCACCUCGUGUGAUACAUGUCAGCGGAUGAAGAGCAGCAAGCAGAAGAAGGCGGGACUACUGCAGCCUCUUCCUGUCCCAGAACAACCAUGGCAAGUGGUUAGCCUGGACUUCAUCACCGGGUUACCACCUACCUCCAGCGGUCAUGACGCCAUCCUUGUCGUCAUUGACAAGUUCUCCAAAAUGGGACACUUCAUCCCGACACACACGACAGCACGCACCGAAGAAGCAGCACAACUCUUCGUUCGAUACAUGAUCUCACAGCAUGGCAUUCCAACCACACUCAUCUCCGACCGAGACCCUAAGUUCACCAGCAAGUUCUGGAAGGAACUUAUGUCUCUCCUCGGGACCAAACUCGCCAUGUCAUCCGCUUACCAUCCGCAGACAGACGGACAGACCGAGCGCCUCAACCAAAUUGUUGAGCAACUCCUCCGAGCAGCCUGCAAGGACGAGAUCUCCAAAUGGGACUUGCACCUGCCCGUACUAGAGUUUGCUUACAACAAUGCUACACAUGCCGCUACUGGACAGACGCCGUUCUUCCUCUGCUACGGACGCCACCCACUCACACCACAAAAACCGACAGCAUCAGCUACAGUCCAACCCGCACAUGAUUUCAUCACAACCAUGCAUCAGCUUUGGGAUCGGACCCACAAGCGCCUCCUCGACAUUCAACAGCAACAGAAGCGCCAAGCCGAUCGCCAUCGCAACGAUCACACCAUCACGGUGGGAGACCAGGUGCUUCUUGACACCCGCAACCUGGACAUCAGCCAUCUCCCAUCUAAACUUCGACCUCGCUUCUGCGGGCCUUUUCUCGUUGAAGCACAGGUCACUCCUGUUACCUUCCGCUUACGCCUGGCAGCUACCUGGAAGAUUCACAAGGCCUUCCACGUCCAACUUCUGAAGCCCUAUCAGGACCCAAACACGAUCUUCGUUGGAGGCCAACCGCCGCCGCCACCGCCCGUCCUCGUCCAGAAUGAACCCGAGUACGAGGUCGAGUCCGUGCUCGCACACCGCCGUCGUCGGAAUGGCACCGUGGAGCUUCUCAUCCGUUGGAAGGGUUAUGAUCCUUCUGAGGACAGCUGGGUACCUGAGUCUGACAUGGGUAACGCCCGUCGUCCUCUGCAUGACUACCUUGUCAAGCAGGAACACUCAACAGCAGCACCCCCAGAACCAACACCCCAAGAGCGAGAACCCCCUCCAACACCAGCGGCACCCCAGAAGCCGCAGGACGAACACCCUCCUCCACACCAGCACCCCAGGGCCCGAGAGCAGCGGCGGCAGUGGCGGCAACGGGCUGCGUAGCAAAACGCGAGCGCUCAGACA
Molecule: messenger RNA, 2656 nt
Organism: Closterium sp. NIES-67
Lineage: Eukaryota; Viridiplantae; Streptophyta; Zygnematophyceae; Desmidiales; Closteriaceae
Source: the annotation of a GenBank genome assembly